AUCUGUUCCUUAAUUCUCUCUCUCUCUCUCUCUCUCUCUCUCUCUCGUUCUUUUAUUUUCUUUGGCAGUUGAAUCAAGAUAUGAGUUCGAAUGGUACCAACCUAGAUAGAAUUAUAAAGACAGAAAGAAAGUUGAAUAUAUUGUUUGGAUUUUCUCCUCCUCCUUAAUCUCCUGACACGCGCACAUACAUAUAUAGCUACCUCUUUGAAAUCUCAUUUCACAGGACGGGAGCAAUUUGAUUUUGACAAACAUCAUGAGUUCGUGUGUGGGGACGAUUCUCAGUUCUCUCAAAGAACCCGUGAUGAAGCAUGGGGCUUAUGUGUUUCAAUACGAGGAUCUGGUCCACCGACUGGAAAAAGAAAAUAGGAGGCUCGGUGAAAAAAAGGAGAGAAUCCAGCGACUGGUGGAUACAGCCACACGCAAUGGGAGAUUCAUUGAAACUGAGGUCUCCAGUUGGCUAGGGGAAGUAGAACAGAUGGAACGAGACAUCGCCAACUUCCUGCGUCAACAAGAGAACAGAGAACAGAUGGAACGAGACUUCGCCAAUUUCCUGCGUCAACAAGAAAACGGAGAACAGAUGGAACAAGACUUCGUCAACUUCCUGGGUCAACAAGAAAACGGAGAACAGAUCAUGGAACGAGACUUCGCCAACUUCCUCCGCGAACAAGAAAACGGAGAACAGAUGGAACGAGACUUCGCCAAUUUCCUGCGUCAACAAGAAAACGGAGAAUCUUUCAAGUGUUUUCCGGGCUGCAUGUGUCCCAACUUACUGUGGCGUCACAAGAGGGGUAAGGAUGCUGACGACAAAAUGUCGGAGGUCACUAAACUCAUAAGUAGGGGUGAGCUGCUACAGACGCCACCAGUGGCACGCGAUGCACCUUUCCAAUCGGAGCCGCUCUUUGAUUCUUCUCAGUAUUACACCACGUUCCCAUCAAGAGCUUCAGUUUUUGAGGAAAUCAUGGAGGCUUUGAAGGAUUCUGGGGUUGACAUGAUUGGGGUCCAUGGGCCUGGUGGUGCUGGGAAGACGACGAUGGUGAAAGAGGUUGCCAAAGAAGCUAGGAAACUAGGAAUUUUUUUUAAGAUUGUGAUUGUAGUUGUGUCUAAAGAUCCAAACACCUCAAAGCUACAAGAAGAUAUUGAAUCCCAACUGGAACUCAGGUAUGAACGAACAAGUGAGUCAGGAAGAGCGGAUGAGUUACGAAAGGCAUUGUUAAACGGGAAGAAGAUAUUGGUAAUAUUGGAUGACCUUUGGCAAGGACUAGACUUGAAUGCAAUUGGUAUUCCUAUUUCGGGCCCUAGCCACAAAGAUUGCAAAAUUUUGCUAACCUCGCGUAGAAAAGAUGUCUUCAAAGUGAUGGGCGUUCAUUCAUAUUUUUCCGUUGGGUACUUGGAGGAGAACGAAGCAUGGGAGUUGUUUACAAAGGUGACAGGAGAUUUUGGAGUCGAUGAAUUGAUAGCAAGAGAGGUGAGCAAGAAAUGUGGAGGUCUGCCUAUCGCUAUCGUUGCAGUUGCAGCUGCAUUAAAGGACGAGGAAGAGGUUGAGUGGCGCAAUGCACUUCUCCAAUUAAAGAAUUCCCCCCUAAAAUACAUUGAAGAAAUUGAUCCAGUGGGUUAUACCCCCUUGAAGUGGAGCUAUGAUUUUCUAAAAGACGAGGAUGCAAAGUCGUGUUUCUUGCUCUGCUGUUUGUUCCCUGAAGAUGCUCAGAUUUCUAUUGAUGACUUGGUUAAAUAUAGCUUUGCCUUGGGGUUCCUUGGAAGGGUGGAUACGCUGAAAGAUGCAAGAAUUCAAGUACAAGCCAUGGUUAAUAAGCUGAAAAGGUCUUGCUUGUUACUGAAUGGAAUAAACGAGUAUUAUGUCUCAAUGCAUGACGUUAUUCGUGACCUUGCAAUUUCUAUCACAGAGGUGAAGCAAACAGAACACGGAGUUGGUCGUGAUUGGCCAGGGCGACAACAGUUCAUGGUAAAUCACGAAAUUCGAGAGUGGCCGAAGAAUGAUGCCUGGAAGCAGCACACAGCAAUCUCAUUAAGGAUCAAUAAUGACAACUUUCCUUCUCGUUGCGGCGUGCUCGAUUGUCCACUAGUGCAUACCCUUGUGUUGAAGCUUGGAAAAUUUUCAGCUAUAAUUCCGAAUGACUUCUUUAAAGGCAUGGAGGAGGCAAGAGUUUUAGAUUUGGAAAGCAUAUCCUUGGAGCUCCCAUCAUCAAUUUUGGAGUUGCAUCAUCUUCGAAUGUUACGUCUAAGCAAUUGCAAAUUAUUGGGAGACUUGACUACAAUUCAAAAUUUAAAAAAUCACAUUAAGAUACUUAGUUUUGAGGGAUUUGAGAUAGAAGAGUUGCCACAAGAAAUUGGAGAAUUGAUUUGUUUACGGUCUUUGAAACUGGAAAGGCCCAAAGUGAUUCCAAAGGAUGUGAUAUCCAAAUUGAUCCAUCUAGAAGAGUUGUAUGUCUUAGGCACCUUUAUUGGAUGGGAUACCACCGUAGAUGGUAAGGGAAUGAGCAAUGCGAGUAUUGCUGAGUUGAAAUCAUUGACUCAAUUAACAGUUUUAUAUGUGCGUAUUUCAGCAGAAAGUUUCAAGAUUAUGGUGCAAGAAUGCCCCAACUUAUUUCAGAAAUUGAUUAGUUUUGCAAUAUUAAUAAACCUUCCCCCCAACAGUUAUAUGUUUCGUAUGCAAACCUUGAAUGUUUUGGAAAUUCAUGAUAUUCAUCGUAUAGAUGAUGAAUUUCACCUCUUGAUGGACAAAGUUAAUGUGUUGUGGUUGAAGAGGAUUCCGCACUUGGAAGGGCUAUUCUUACAUGGCAAGCCACAACUAAAGUUUAUAGCAAGUGGUGGGGGACCUUUUAGUAAAUUAACCGCUUUAAAUAUUUGUGAUUGUAACGGUAUGAAAUUUCUCUUUACCUCCUCCAUCGCCAGAGCACUCCAACAACUUAAAACACUAGAAGUAUCGCGUUGUAGCAAAAUGGAACAAAUAAUUGGAGCAGUAGAUGAUCAUCACGAAGAGAGAGUUGCAAUUGAUGAAACAAUUAUUUUCAGUCGAUUGGUGUACUUGAGAUUGUUGGAACUUCCAGAAUUUAAAAGCUUCUACUCCAAAAUAGAGAAGACAACAACUGAGAAAAACCUUUCAAAUUUUACCGCAACAGCAGAAUCUAUUUUUGAUGAAAAGGUUCUUUUUCCCGUCUUAACACAUUUGAAGAUUUUCGGGUUAUCAGUGGAAUAUAUUUGGAACAAGCAAGCGAUUCAAUCUCCAAAAAGAUCAAACAAAGUAUCUUUUUCUCAAUUGAAGGAAGUUUAUGUUCAUAAUUGUGAUACUUUGGUACAUGUGUUCCCUUCAAAUAUGCUCUCACGAUUGCAAAAUUUGGGGAUAUUAGAGGUUGAAAAUUGUCCUUGUUUGACAUUGUUAGUUGAAGACCUCAAUCCUAAUAUUCAAAGUCUUACAAUUAAAUCUAAAUUCAAUGAUGUGUUCCCAAAGUUGAUAGCAAGUGGUGGGGGACCUUUUAGUAAAUUAACCUCUUUAAAAAUUUAUGGCUGUCACGGUAUGAAAUUUCUCUUUUCCUCCUCCGUCGCCAGAGCACUCCAGCAACUUCAAACACCAGAAGUAGAGUGUCGUAAUAAAAUGAAACAAAUAAUUGGAGUAGUAGAUUGUCAUCAUGAAGAGAAAGUUGCAACUGAUGAAGCAAUUAUUUUCAGUCAAUUGGUGGACUUGGAAUUGAGGGAACUUUCACAAUUCAAAAGCUUCUACUCUAAAAUGGAGAAGACAACAACUGAGAAAAACCUUUCAAAUUUUACCGCAACAGCAGAAUCUAUUUUUGAUGAAAAGGUUCUUUUUCCCGUCUUAACACAUUUGAAGAUUUUCGGGUUAUCAGUGGAAUAUAUUUGGAACAAGCAAGCGAUUCAAUCUCCAGAAAGAUCAAACAAAGUAUCUUUUUCUCAAUUGAAGGAAGUUUAUGUUCAUAAUUGUGAUACUUUGGUACAUGUGUUCCCUUCAAAUAUGCUCUCACGAUUGCAAAAUUUGGGGAUAUUAGAGGUUGAAAAUUGUCCUUGUUUGACAUUGUUAGUUGAAGACCUCAAUCCUAACAUCCAAAGUCCUACAAUUAAAUCUAAAUUCAAUGAUGUGUUCCCAAAGUUGAUAGCAAGUGGUGGGGGACCUUUUAGUAAAUUAACCUCUUUAAAAAUUUAUGGCUGUCACGGUCUGAAAUUUCUCUUUUCCUCCUCCGUCGCCAGAGCACUCCAGCAACUUCAAACACCAGAAGUAGAGUGUCGUAAUAAAAUGAAACAAAUAAUUGGAGUAGCAGAUUGUCAUCGUGAAGAGAAAGUUGCAACUGAUGAAGCAAUUAUUUUCAGUCAAUUGGUGGACUUGGAAUUGAGGGAACUUUCACAAUUUAAAAGCUUCUACCCCAAAAUGGAGAAGACAACAACCGAGAAAAACCUUUCAAAUUUUACUGCAACAGCAGAAUUUAUCUUUGAUGAAAAGGUUCUUUUUCCCGUCUUAACACGUUUGAAGAUUGAUAAGUUACCAGUGGAAUAUAUUUGGAACAUGCAAGCGAUUCAAUUUCCAGAAAGAUCAAACAAAAUAUCUUUUUCUCAAUUGGAGGAUGUUUAUGUUCACAAUUGUGAUACUUUGGUAAAUGUGUUCCCUUCAAAUAUGCUCCCACGAUUGCAAAAUUUGGGGAUAUUAGAGGUUGAAAAUUGUCCUUCUUUGACAUUGUUAGUUGAAGACCUCAAUCCUAACAUCCAAAGUCCUACAAUUAAAUCUAAAUUCAAUGAUGUGUUCCCAAAGUUGAUAGAUCUUCGGUUAGAUAAUCUUCCCAAGUUGAUGAAAACAUGGCUUAGUGAUGAGGACUACUGCUCCUAUGAUAAUUCUGUCAAUUUACACCUAAAAAGGAUAUCAAUUACAGAUUGUGGCAGUUUGAGACAAGCAUUUUCAACUUUUGUUGCUAGACAUCUUGUGCGCAUCCAAUAUUUAUGCAUAAAAGGUUGUCCCAGAAUGGAAGUGAUAGUGUCGGAGGCCAGGGGAGAAGGAAAGAUCGAUGAUGGUACAAUUAAGUUCAAUGAAUUAGAAGAAUUGUGGCUUGAAGAUUUACAAAAUCUUAGAAGUUUUUAUGAGUCCAAGUUUGAAGCACCACGUUUAUUUAAUUACCAGGAUGUUUGCCCCAACGUGAAAACUCUCUGUUUGAGAGACCUUAAAAGCACAAGAGAGAUACAACUUUGGGAUCUAGAUAGCACACAAGAACAUCUACACAAAGUGAGAUUAAUCGGAUGUCAAGUCUCGACCAAGGUUUUAUCUCAUCAUUUGAGGCGAAGCUUUAGAAUAAUCAAUCAUUUACACUUAGAGAAUUGUCAGGGGUUCAAACAUGUUAUUGAUUUUGACAGCACAAUAAGCGUUUGUGAGGAGCUGGUUGUUGAUGUGGAAAGAUUAAUGCUCAUUGACUUACCUGAGUUGGUGUUUCUGUGGAACAAGAAUCUUCGUGAAAUUGAGGGCCUUCGAAACUUGAAGUACAUAAAUAUCCGUAAGUGUCCUCAAAUGAAAAGUCUGCUUACACAUUCCAUGGCUACGACUCUUCAACACCUAAAGAAGCUAGUGGUGGAGUAUUGUGAAAUGAUGGAAGAGAUUAUUAUUAUUAUUGAAGAGAAUAAUGGUAAUAUUGCAGGGGAAGAAAAGGCAACUUGGCAGAUUGAAUUUUUAAAAUUAGAAUAUUUGAUUUUAAUUGGCCUACCAAACCUCAAAAACUUAUGCAAUGAUGAGAGAGGUUCUUUUAGCUUUUCAUCAUUGCGCGGAGUUGGUGUGAAGAAUUGUCCAAAAAUGAAGACCUUUGUUUCUGGACAAAUUUGUUUGGUGCCGAGGAUGAUGCGAGCCGUGGUAGGAGAUGAAAUGGUUGAAAUCACAAAUCUUAAUGCAUAUUUUGAGACCAGGAACCACAUGAGGAAAAUCAUACAUUGGGGAGAUAGCAGCUUCAACCGGAAUGAAUAUACGCUAGAAGAUUUCUUUGAUACUAACAAAAUUAUGAAUCACAUAUAUUGGAGAGAUGGCUCCGAGAGUGAAUUUGAGAGGGACUCAGAGAGUGAAUCUGAGAGGGACUCAGAGAGUGAAUCUGAGAGUGAAGAGUAAAUCAUGGAACACAUAUAAUGGUUUUGAUGCAAAUCUUAAACACGGUUCUAAUGCAGAUUUGAUGAAGAAAACCCUAUUUAUAAGGUGAGCAAUUCAAAAUCGAUGACGAUGAUGAUAAAUUAAGUCCAUGGGUGCUAUUUGAUAGGUAACUUUGAAUUAUUUUCCCUACGAUGAUCUAUAUUUAUAGAGUUUUGUUGUGAGUUGUUGCUUUGUUGUUUUCUUAAGGUAUGGGUGUUUGCUAGAUUGCUUUUGGGACAUUGUGCACGUGUGGUUACAUAUACAUAUAUAUUGUUCAUGAUGUUGAUACAUGUAAUGAAGGAUUCAUUUCUAUUAUUAAAAUAAUUAUAACAAAGUGUGUGCUUUCUUUGAACUUUUAAUUGCAGAAUUUGUUAUAAAUUUGGUUUGUAUAACAAUAUUAAGCAUUUUUGUUUA
Diospyros lotus (date-plum) is the source of this 6535-nucleotide messenger RNA. RefSeq names its product probable disease resistance protein At1g61190. The transcript is spliced from 7 exons. Gene Ontology annotation, molecular function: ADP binding; ATP hydrolysis activity. Bases 254 to 6103 code for a protein of 1949 amino acids. Lineage: Eukaryota; Viridiplantae; Streptophyta; Magnoliopsida; Ericales; Ebenaceae. The record is from RefSeq and is a predicted model, not a curated record.